Molecule: messenger RNA, 843 nt
Organism: Phoenix dactylifera (date palm)
Lineage: Eukaryota; Viridiplantae; Streptophyta; Magnoliopsida; Arecales; Arecaceae
Source: RefSeq, a predicted model, not a curated record
AGCUUUAACCUAUGAGCUAGGGUCCUAGCUUAUAAAACCCAACCUUUCCCUUUUCUUUCUUCCUCCCUCUCUGUUGCCGUCGUUGAAUGAGAAGUCAUGGUGCAAUACUUGAGGUUCGUAAGCUUUGUAGUAGGACUCUUGCUCUCUUUAGCUGCUCCUGGGGACUCCCUUGCACUUGCUGACGGAGGCAUGGUGACGCUUUGUACUCUCAGGAGCGGUCAGGGGCUUCAAGAGAAGACCAAGAUGGUUGAUGCCACUGGAAACAUUUGGCUUGGAGGAAGGAAGAUGGGCAUGAAGAAGGUGAAUAUUGAAGUCAAAGGCAUGGUGAAAACAGGAAAGGCAAAGAAUUCUUUAAAUAAAUCAUCUGGGUCAUCAAAUGCAGAGGAUUCUAGAAUCACCACAUUGCACUCAGGAAUAUUCAGUCUCAACAAAAAAACUGAAGGGAAUGCUCUUGAACCAGUGAACCUCUCAAAUUCUCCUCAGAUCAAAUCCCAAGUAUUUGAGGCCUCAUCAUCCGCUCAUGCAAGCUUGGGUUCUUUGAAAGUAGUAUCAGGACUAUCACAUGGUCAAGUUCAGACAGAUGAAACACAAAGGCUACUAGCAUCCACUGCUGAAAUUUUCAAAAUGCUCCAAAAGGACUACCAUCAGCAUGCCCAUCGCCGACCUCCGAUCAACAAUCGCCUACCUUUAGGGAGAAUCAAUGUGAGACCCUAGUUAGUGCUACGAAAUUUUGACGUUGGAUACCAAUCCUCCUUUAAUUCUAAGUAUCGACCUUUUCGCUAAAAUAAAGUAACUAUAUGUACAUUAAGUUUAGUUAGUCAAUGAAUCCUUUUUGGACUUAAA